UUUUAUCAUAUUUUCAGUAGGUGCGAUUGAUAAGUUGCAAGGGGCGUAGGGAUUCACUCGCUCAUUUCGUUUUUUGUGAUCCAACAGACAGGUUUGUCUCCCAAAAUAUUAUUAGGAAUAAUAAUUGCGAGUGAGGGAGUAUACAGAGACUGAGAAGAAUGAAGGGCCUGGUCACGCUGUGUUUUGUGAUCAGUUGGACAGUGAUUUGUGGUACAGUGUUAGCUCAAAAUGAUGUGGAUUAUGAAAGUGAUAAAAGUCAAGAUGAUUUGGAGGAAUUAUCCAGAUUGCUAAAAGAAGAAGAACUAUUUAAAACCAACUUAAAAAGACUUUAUAAUGUUUUGAAUGAUGACGAUGGCGAGGAAGCUUGGGAAACUUGUGAGGAUAAGGAAUUGAAGUGCCCUACUAAAACUUCGAAAUGCGCCGGUGGUCCAAACACUUUCUAUUGUGCAUGCGAAGAUGGUUAUAAACCUAAAAGUGGAAAUGAAAUCAACAACAAAGAAGGAUGUGUAGGCAAGUGAUUAUUGAAUUGAUAA
Molecule: messenger RNA, 533 nt
Organism: Parasteatoda tepidariorum (common house spider)
Lineage: Eukaryota; Metazoa; Arthropoda; Arachnida; Araneae; Theridiidae
Biological process (GO): Notch signaling pathway
Molecular function (GO): Notch binding; calcium ion binding
Source: RefSeq, a predicted model, not a curated record